AUGGUCACGACGACGAGGGUCGAAAAGACGCCUCAAACACCAGCUCCGAUGUUCUUCUCCACAGUUUCACGGGAGAUGUCGGGGCUGAGCAACCGGGCUGAGGAAGUGGUUACCGUCGCCUGGACAAAAUGCCUCUCGUGGACUUCCGAAAUGUCCCGAACCCCAGAUGUGGGCACGAAGUGGUUCCGGAAGUGCUGUUCGAGCGCACCAACUAGAGGACAAGAAUCGGAAAGAAUGAUUGAUCGAGAUGCGUGCUUAAUGAUAACACGCGAACGCGAACAAAUGGCUCAUGCAAGCCUGGAAGUUAGUCCGUGGGAGCCUAGCAGGGUAGACGUAGAUGUGCCGUGGCCCCAAUAA
Molecule: messenger RNA, 357 nt
Organism: Aspergillus tanneri
Lineage: Eukaryota; Fungi; Ascomycota; Eurotiomycetes; Eurotiales; Aspergillaceae
Exons: 1
Coding region: 1-357 (118 amino acids)
Source: RefSeq, a predicted model, not a curated record